Dibothriocephalus latus is the source of this 585-nucleotide messenger RNA. The record is from the annotation of a GenBank genome assembly. NCBI's taxonomy places the organism in Eukaryota, Metazoa, Platyhelminthes, Cestoda, Diphyllobothriidea, Diphyllobothriidae.
AUGAGAACUUUUUCGACAGAUGAGAAGAAGCUCGCAGCGGUUAUCCUUGGCACGCAGAAAAAGUUGCUUGAUGGUUUAAACCAUUGCAAGUUCACAGAAAACACUGCUCAGAAUACUAAACGGAAGUUGAUCGCCACGCAACGGCUCCUUCCAGUGGAAGACUUGGACCAUCUUGCCAGUUCUAUACUUGACGGUAGUCAUGACUCCACGCCUCUGACGGUGAUCGUCUAUUCCGAUAGACUGGCUUUUCGACCCCGUCAUCAAGAUGCCCAGUUUCCCGACAUUUUCUACAAUGACAUUAUUCAGUUUGAACUGGUGCCCAACAUAGCGGAUACCUACUUCCUUCUUUCGGGCCGAAAGAGCAGUUAUAGCAACAAAGAUACGGAAUAUGACUACGGCAGUGAAUCCGAGUGUACGGCUCAACAGCGGCCCUACCCACACAUGGCGAAGCUCGGGAGACAGAAGUCCAGAAAGCACCGGUAUGCCAAUGGGAACACCAAGGCUGCUGUCGUCACCAAUGACGGUGUCCACAAUCCGGGUGAACCAUCAGCCAUCAUUAACCAAGGAUCAAAACAAGAGAGAUAA